Triticum dicoccoides is the source of this 465-nucleotide messenger RNA. RefSeq lists its product as uncharacterized. NCBI's taxonomy places the organism in Eukaryota, Viridiplantae, Streptophyta, Magnoliopsida, Poales, Poaceae. The transcript is spliced from 2 exons. The coding region runs from base 7 to 465 and encodes 152 amino acids. The record is from RefSeq and is a predicted model, not a curated record.
GUGAAAAUGAUUGACAACGGAUUAUGUUUUGAGAGAGAAUAUGUCCUCUUUGAACAUAUGGGGAUGCUCUGUCGUCAUGUUCUGAAGGUCAUGGAUAAUAUUGGGAUGAAAGAAAAUACAAAGAGACACAUAGUGAAAAGGCAGACAAAAUAUCCAAGAGAUAUUUUGCCAGAUCACUUGAAGCACUACCGGCUGGACCAGAUCAACAACACAUCCCUAACUUUUUGGCACAACCGGAUGUACAUUAGGGCGUUGGAACUGGUUCGACUUGGAGACGCAAGUGUUGAGGCAUAUCAAACUCUGAUGGGGCUUUUAGACCAGGCCAUGCCGGUGAUGGACCCUUUUGACAAAUGUCGUGACAGGCUAGGGCUUGGAAGACUGUGGAUAACAACAAUGUGGCAGAUACCGACGGGGAGCGAGCUGGGAGAAGUAUAUGUCAAGACGACAAAAUGUCAUGCAGCAUGA